GACAGUCAGACCCACGGAGGAGAAAGAGAGAGAGAGAGUUUGCGGGAGGUGGAGUUUCCAAGGUCCGAUCCUCCGCGCCCCCACCCAGUCCCUGACCAAGCAAGCAUGUUGUGAGCAAUCAAUCGUCAGGGGCAUUGGCAGCCGAGCUGCAACCAACCAACCUACCAGCGAACCAACCUUGACGCAAUCGGGACGGGGAAUCGUAUACUGGAGCUAUGGCCAUGACCCAGAAGAUGGUGCGGAGCUCCCAUGCUGCGUUGCAAGCUGCGGGGUUUUCUGGGCGCGCUGGGGACCACUGCGGAGUCGCCUCGUUCGGGGCCCAGCUCAGGACUCGUUUCGAGAAUGAGUUUCUGGGCUGCUCCUGGUCACACCGAGCGGCGAAUGGCUCUGUGCAAAGAAGGGGGAGUGCGGGCAAGGCUUCAGUUCAAGCAACGCUUACCGAAGAAAGACCAUUUGUGACAACUGUUCCACCUACUGAGAAGUCUAACAAAGCAUUGGCUUACGAGCUUAUACAAGGUGCUUUGGCACGAUGGUGCGAGGUACGAGACCGAGCAACUCCAGAACCGCCUACUGCUGUCCUUUUGCAUGGCAUCUUGGGAGGACGUCGGAAUUGGGUAUCCUUUGCCAAGAGGCUUGCUCAAGAGUUUCCAACCUGGCAGUUUCUGCUGGUGGAUCUCCGAUGCCAUGGUGAAUCAGCCUCUCUUAGGAAGCGUGGACCUCAUUCUGUGAUGUCUGCAGCCCGGGAUGUCCUGCAGCUAAUGGGACAGCUGAGGCUUACUCCUCGUGUCUUGAUAGGGCAUAGCUUCGGCGGUAAAGUGGCCAUGAGCAUGGUGGAUCAAGCAGCCAAACCUCUAGCUCGUCCUAUUCGAGUGUGGGUUUUAGAUGCUACACCUGGCAAGGUUCGAUCUGGUGGAGAUGGUGAGGAUCAUCCCGGGGAACUGAUUGCAACUCUUCGCAAGAUGCCAGCCUCGCUUCCUUCAAGAAGAUCUUUAAUCGAUGCCCUUUCUCACCAGGGAUUUUCUGCGAGUGUUGCUCAGUGGAUGACGACAAACUUGAAAGCUGCCAAAGCAGAAGGUCGUUCAGGAUAUGAGUGGGUGUUUGAUCUGGAAGGCAUCGCUGACAUGUAUAAAUCCUAUGAAGAUACAAAUUUGUGGUCAUUGGUGGACAACGUUCCAGAGGGGGUUCACAUAGACUUUUUAAGAGCGGAGAGAAGUUUGCAUCGUUGGGCCCACGAAGAUGUGCAAAGGAUUCAUAUGGCUGAGCAGAUUGCAUCCACAGAAGGUGCAGGAGUGCAAAUGCAUGUGCUUGAGGAUGCUGGUCACUGGGUACACACGGAUAACCCGGAUGGGCUAUUCAGAUUAUUGACCCCUACCUUUGGCGGCACAAAUUUCAUGAGAUUUUGAAAUGGCAGUAUUGACGCAUUUGUUUACCUUUGUUGCCUCGUCACAUUGAUGGGAACCUGACAACCGUGUCUUCAACAAAGAGUGCUACUUGAAUAGAUCAGAUUCAUCUUGUAAUAAUUUUAGGAUAUUUUACAAGCGGGUCGUCGACUCUUGCAUGCUUGUUGUGCUCAGAGUUGUACAAGAGCUGUGGGUGCUGGGGAACAGUUCUUGCACUGCAAGAGAUAGCUUCUAAUUGUCUUGGGUCGUACUCAAGUGAGGCUGUUGCUGGCCAAGCUCUUGUAUAUUAAUGAUAGGAGGUUCAACAGUAGUUGGUGGUGGAGGUCUACACUUCCAAGAACGUAUACUGAGUGUAUUUAUAUUUCCCUCCAAAAUGCUUGCAAGCAAAUUUUCCAAUUUUUGUAAA
Molecule: messenger RNA, 1806 nt
Organism: Physcomitrium patens
Lineage: Eukaryota; Viridiplantae; Streptophyta; Bryopsida; Funariales; Funariaceae
Source: RefSeq, a predicted model, not a curated record